AUGCUUUCAAGGGCCAAACCUGCUGUAGGCGGGGACCCACCGCACACUGACAAAAGAAAGAAGAAAGGUAGGAAGAUUCCGAAGCUAGAGGAGCUACUUUCACAAAGAGAUUUCACAGGAGCUAUUACCCUGUUGGAGUUCAAACGUCAUGUUGGGGAACAAGAAGAGGAUACUAAUUUGUGGAUUGGAUACUGUGCUUUUCACCUGGGUGACUACAAGAGAGCUUUGGAGGAAUAUGAAAAUGCAACAAAAGAAGAAAAUUGCAAUCCUGAAGUCUGGGUGAACCUAGCCUGUACCUACUUUUUUCUUGGAAUGUAUAAACAAGCUGAAGCAGCUGGAUUUAAAGCUCCAAAAAGCCGACUUCAAAACCGCCUUCUCUUCCACUUGGCUCACAAGUUUAAUGAUGAGAAGAAAUUGAUGAACUUCCAUCAGAAUCUUCAGGAUAUCACAGAAGAUCAACUCAGUUUGGCCUCAAUCCACUAUAUGCGAUCUCACUACCAAGAAGCUAUUGAUAUUUACAAGCGAAUACUGCUAGAUAACAGGGAAUACCUUGCCCUCAAUGUUUAUGUGGCCCUAUGUUAUUACAAGCUGGAUUACUAUGAUGUGUCUCAAGAAGUCCUGGCUGUUUAUCUUCAGCAAAUUCCUGAUAGCACCAUCGCACUCAAUCUCAAGGCCUGUAACCAUUUUCGCCUUUACAACGGCAAAGCCGCUGAGGCAGAACUCAAAAGCUUGAUGGACAAUGCUUCUUCUUCCUUUGAAUUUGCUAAAGAGCUCAUCAGGCACAAUCUGGUAGUUUUCCGAGGAGGAGAAGGGGCUUUGCAGGUUUUGCCUCCCCUGGUUGAUGUCAUUCCUGAAGCUAGGCUAAACUUAGUGAUUUACUAUCUUCGUCAAGAUGAUGUACAAGAAGCUUAUAACUUAAUUAAGGAUCUGGAACCUACUACUCCUCAGGAGUACAUCCUCAAAGGAGUGGUCAAUGCAGCCCUUGGCCAGGAAAUGUGUUCAAGGGAUCAUAUGAAAAUUGCCCAGCAGUUCUUCCAGUUGGUGGGAGGAUCAGCUAGCGAAUGUGAUACAAUACCAGGAAGGCAGUGCAUGGCUUCCUGUUUCUUCCUGCUUAAGCAAUUUGAUGAUGUCUUGAUUUACCUCAACUCAUUUAAGAGUUACUUCUAUAAUGAUGACAUCUUUAACUUUAAUUAUGCCCAAGCCAAAGCUGCAACUGGCAAUACCAGUGAGGGUGAAGAGGUUUUCCUUUUAAUUCAAAGUGAGAAGAUGAAAAAUGACUACAUUUACCUCAGUUGGUUAGCUCGGUGCUACAUUAUGAAUAAGAAGCCAAGACUAGCCUGGGAGCUUUAUCUCAAGAUGGAAACCUCUGGCGAGUCCUUUAGCCUCCUACAGCUCAUUGCUAAUGACUGCUACAAGAUGGGCCAGUUUUACUAUUCAGCCAAAGCAUUUGAUGUCUUAGAGAGGCUGGACCCCAACCCUGAAUACUGGGAAGGCAAGCGGGGUGCCUGUGUGGGCAUAUUCCAGAUGAUCUUGGCUGGGAGGGAACCCAAAGAGACCCUUCGAGAAGUACUCCACUUACUGAGAAGCACGGGUAACACGCAAGUCGAGUACAUCAUCCGGAUCAUGAAGAAAUGGGCCAAAGAAAACAGAGUGCCUAUCUAA
Messenger RNA from Rangifer tarandus platyrhynchus (Svalbard reindeer), 1662 nucleotides. Lineage: Eukaryota; Metazoa; Chordata; Mammalia; Artiodactyla; Cervidae. The record is from the annotation of a GenBank genome assembly.